This is a messenger RNA of Neolamprologus brichardi, 2442 nucleotides long. The record is from RefSeq and is a predicted model, not a curated record. Lineage: Eukaryota; Metazoa; Chordata; Actinopteri; Cichliformes; Cichlidae.
GCCAGACCAGUGAAGUGGGUGAGUACAGUGGUCUGAAAAAUAAGCACGCUCACACUCCGCGGAUCAUUUGGAGUCUCCGGCAGUUUCGUUUGGAAAAGUUUUAAGUGAUCAACCCGAAACGAGCCAGCUGGACUGUGGAUACACUUCCAAGAUACUGUUGAGAUGAUUAAACACAUCCUUAUACUCCUGCUCUGUCUUGUGUGUCCGUGUUCACCCCGUCCUCAGCCAGCACCUCCAGAGAUGGCAGUGAAGAUGGAGGAGAAAUUGGCUGUAGCUGGCUCUCUAGCAGACACAGUGGUGCUACCGUGUUACUUCUCCAUAACGCAAGCUUAUCCCAGCAGCUCCGCACAAGCUCUGACGCACACCCCUACACCUGCGCAAACUCACAGCCAGAGCUCUGAUGACUACGGCAGGAUCAAGUGGACGAAGCUAGACGGGCAGGAGGAGAAAGUGGUGCUGGUGGCCCAGGGACUGGGAGUAAAGUUGGGGCAUAGCUUUGAGAGCAGGGUGUCAGUGCUCAGCUACCCGCAGUGGCUUGGAGAUGCUUCUCUGGUGAUAGGGAAGCUCAGGGCCAGCGAUGCUGGGUUAUACCGCUGCGAGGUGAUGCAUGGGCUAGAGUCCACUCAGGUCACAGUCAUCCUCACUGUCAGAGGUGUGGUGUUCCACUACAGAGCUAGCAGCAGCCGCUACAGUCUGAACUAUUCUGAGGCCGUGGAAGCGUGCCACUCUGUAGACGCGUCCAUCGCUACACCUGAGCAGCUGACAGCUGCUUAUGAAGAUGGCCUCGACCAGUGUGAUGCGGGCUGGCUUGCAGACCAGUCAGUUAGAUAUCCACUCACAGUGACCCGUCCAGGCUGCGAAGGUAAUCUAAAGAAUCGGCCAGGUGUGAGAACCUACGGCAUCCGUGACCCCAUGGAGAAAUACGAUGUGUACUGUUACGUAGACAAACUACACGGCGAGGUAUUCUAUCCUACUUCCAUCAGCAGUAAGCUCACCUGGCAGCAAGCAAGGGAAGAGUGCGAGAAGCAUGAUGCCGUGCUGGCAUCGCCCGGUCAUCUGUUUGCAGCCUGGAGGGCGGGGCUAAACCGCUGCGACUUUGGCUGGCUAUCUGACGGCAGUGUCCGUUACCCCAUCACCAUCCCCAGGCCUCAGUGUGGAGGAGGCCAGUUGGGGGUCCGCACACUUUACAAGUAUGAAAACCAGACUGGUUACCCAGACCCCACUGACAGGCACGGGGCUUUCUGCUUCAAGGAUCUCCUGCCAUGCUCAACCAAUGUGUGUCAGAACGGAGGCUCGUGCUACAAGAAGGGACCACAAAAUGUCUGCAUCUGUGCACCUGGAUACACCGGGUGGCACUGUGAAACAGAUAUUGAUGAGUGCCAGUCUAACCCGUGUCUGAAUGGAGCCACUUGCCUGGAUGGGAUCAACUCCUUCACCUGUCUCUGCCUCCCGAGCUACAAAGGAGAGUUCUGUGAACAAGACAUUGAGAUGUGUGGUUUUGGUUGGAAGAAGUUUCAAUCUUACUGCUACAGGCACUUUACUCACCGUCGGACCUGGGACGCUGCAGAGAGGGAAUGUCGGAUACACGGAGCCCACCUGACCAGCAUCCUGUCGCAUGAGGAGCAAAUUUUUGUCAAUAAUCUAGGAAGUGACUACCAGUGGAUUGGCCUGAAUGACAAGAUGUUUGAGAGAGACUUCAGAUGGACUGAUGGCAGACCAAUGCAAUAUGACCAUUGGAGGCCAAACCAGCCGGACAGCUUCUUCCAGUCAGGAGAGGACUGUGUGGUGAUGAUCUGGCAUGAGGGAGGACAGUGGAAUGACGUGCCCUGCAACUAUCACCUGACAUUUACCUGCAAAAAGGGAACAGUAUCAUGCAGUCAGCCUCCUGUGGUGAAGGAUGCCCGAGUUUUUGGGGCCACAAAAUUGCGCUAUGAGAUCAACACCCUGCUCCGUUAUCAGUGUAAGCAGGGCUUCAUUCAGAGUCACACCCCAACUAUACGCUGCCAGGCCAACGGCCAGUGGGACUCACCUAAAGUCACCUGCACAAGCCCUGCAACCUACCACAAGACAUUUGUUCUUCAACGCCGCCACAUCCAGAACAAGCAUCAACACAGGCACUAUCAACACCACACCAAGAGUCAGGAGGAACACAGACAAAACCAAGGGCAACAGCAGAUUUCCAACAUCCUGCAGAGCAACUGGAUCGCCAUUCAGAGUCAUCGACAGCUGAGAAAGGAGAGGCAGCUGCAGGGCCGCACUCGCAGCCAGGAUCAGAUGAAACACUCAGUGGGUUUGUAGUUGUGGACAUCAGAUUUUUGGUGAUGACUAAUUGCAGCAGGCUAUCUACAGUCUGUCUAGAGGCAUUGAUAGAGAGUGAUGUUCCACUGAACUGUCUAUCAGUGUCUCUUGAGGGGACAUUUUUACAAUUACAUUCCAGGAUCA